Lodderomyces parapsilosis is the source of this 1878-nucleotide messenger RNA. It is a transcript of the gene ARO10, whose product is annotated as phenylpyruvate decarboxylase. The record is from RefSeq and is a predicted model, not a curated record. Bases 1 to 1878 code for a protein of 625 amino acids. Gene Ontology annotation, molecular function: thiamine pyrophosphate binding; carboxy-lyase activity; magnesium ion binding. NCBI's taxonomy places the organism in Eukaryota, Fungi, Ascomycota, Pichiomycetes, Serinales, Debaryomycetaceae. The transcript has a single exon.
AUGGCUCCAGUUAGAGAAACAAAUUCAACUACACCUCCUGCCACUGAGGAAGCACAACUUCCUUUACUUGUUCCCCAAAAUAUUGCCUUAGGGGAAUACAUUUUCCUUAGAAUAGCUCAAGCCAACCCUAAACUCAAGUCAGUUUUUGAAAUCCCUGGAGAUUUCAACCUCAACUUACUUGAAUAUGGAUACUCUCCAUUGGUUACCCACCAAGGUAUCAAAUUAAUUAAUACAUGCAACGAGUUGAACGGUGCUUAUGCUGCUGACGGGUAUUCAAAAGCCAUUGACGGGUUGAGUGUUUUUAUAUCAACAUAUGGCGUGGGUGAAUUGUCUGCUAUCAAUGGUAUUGCUCAUGCUUUUUCUGAAUAUGGUGCUGUGUUACAUAUCGUGGGGACUCCAUCAUUGAGACAGCACGAGGAGUCGAAAAGUAAGAUUGUGAAUAUCCAUCACUUGGUACCCAAUCACAAUUCACUAUGUCCUCCAGACCAUGACGUUUACAAAAAGAUGGUUGAUGGUGUUUCAUGCAUUCAAGAGUCGUUGGAUGGAAACAUAAUAAAUAAUGUGGCAAAGAUUGAUAAAGUAUUGAGAACCAUUAUUCAAGAAAGAAGACCUGGAUAUCUUUUCAUCCCAUGUGAUGUACCUGAUCUACUCACACCUUCCAGCGUAUUGUAUGAAAGCCCUUUUUCAUCAUUGUCACAAUACCAAGGAACAGCUUUUGCACAAAAUGCAUUAAAUGAAGUCACAGACUCCAUCUUGUCCUUGUUGUAUCAAUCGCAUAAUCCUUCAUUGCUUGCUGAUUGCUUAGUUACCAGAUUUGGCGCACAAAAGGAGCUUGACAAUCUUGUUGCAAAGUUGCCCGAUAGCGUCAAGUUAUUCUCCACCAAUUUUGGAAGAAACAUUGACGAGACAAGAUCCAACUUUGUUGGUGUGUACAUGGGAGCUGGAUCAUCCGAUAUCAUGGUAAAGGAAUUAUUUGAGCAUUCAGACUUUUUGCUUCUCUUAGGCUAUUACGAUACCGAAAUGAAUAAUGGAGGUUAUAGUCGUGAUUUCUCUAAAGCUGCAAACACAGUAAUCAUUCAUCCUGAUUACAUACAAAUCAAUAAUUCAACACAUCACAUUAAACAAUUUAAUGGGGACAAAUUAUAUUCAAUGAGUGAGCUUUUGCAAAACUUGACUGACAAAUUGGAGGCAUCGCAAAUAACCGCAACUAGACUGACCACAUAUCAAUUUGUACCUCAAGAAACCCCUAUUCCUUCCAAAACAGACAAUUUCUACUGCCCUCAAUCCAAAAUCAAUGCAUUUUUCACAAAACACUUGCAACCAAAUGAUUAUUUCAUUGUUGAUACCAUGUCUUUCAGUUUUGGUGUAACUGAUAUCAAAUUUCCACCAAAUGUACAUCUUCUUUCUGGUUGGAAUUAUGGAUCAAUUGGAUACGCUGUGCCUGGAACAUUUGGUGCCACAAUGGCAAUCAAUGACUUGGGUCUGAAUCAGCGUAUCAUUUUGGUGCAAGGAGACGGUGGUGCUCAAAUGACUGCACAAGAAUUUUCCAGUUUUAUUAGAUACCAACACAUUUUACACAACUUGCCCAAAGUGUUUUUGCUUAAUAAUGACGGGUACACUAUCGAAAGAAAAAUCAAAGGACCCACAAGGUCCUACAACGAUAUAAAUGGCCUUUGGAAAUGGUCUAAAUUGUUGCUGGUAUUUGGUGGCAUUGAAGGUGAAUCUCAUGAUGCAUAUAAAAUUCAUAAUGUGAAGGAGUUUGAUGAGCACUUUGGAAGUGGAAAAUUAGGCGACAGUUCUAGAUUGCAGUUUUAUGAAAUCAUUGCUGGUAAGUUUGACGUUCCUGCUCGUGUUGAUAGGAUGAUGUCGUCUAAAUAG